AUGAAUAUGGACAAUAACGCCUGGGUUUUUGACUCUUUAGUUGGUUUUCUACAUGGUCCCGUGUGGAAUGUUCCUUUACAAACAUUUAUUGAAGAAAAAUCUUUGCCUUUCGAACCUUCGGAUGAUGGAGAAGUUGUUGACAGGCCAGAUUAUAAGAAGAUACACGAUGAAUAUAGGAACUUGGUGGACGUGAUGCUUGGAUCGUUUAUGGAUGACAUCGGCAUCUCGGCUGAUCAAUUUGAAGCGGCAUGUCGCCUCUCAGCGAGUGAUUUAGCGGGACUUCCCACGUACUUUCACAAACGUCUAUUUGAGCAGAUAUGGGCCGCUAACGACUACGAAAUGUUCGUUAAAAUGAUGACACAUAAAAAUGUGGAAUUACAAUUGCAGGCUUUGGAUUUAAUUGAAAAACGAUACGGAACUAUGCCAAGUUUAUUCUCGUGUGACGGUGAAGAGCUGGACUCCUCACAAAGUGACGAAAGCGUCGAAUGGCCGGAUAACGAUGACGUCAUGAUUGAAAUUAAGAAACUGAAACUUGACGACUCGGAUACCGAUGAGGUUACAGUGCCACCAGAAGAGGUUAAGGCUGAAAAGCAAACUCUUCUGACGAAACUGCACAGUUUUGAGAAGAGAGAUGAUAUCAAAGUGGUAGAAACCCCCAAAGAAAAACCAAAAGUUAAGAUUCCAUUGGUCGUUGUACCGAAAAAGCCAGAGGUAUCGGAAGAAGAAAUAAAGGCACGACAAGAGUAUUUGAAACAACAGCGGGACAAGCUGUUGGCUUUAAAGAAGCAAGUUCGUGAAAAACAACUUGGCGCUGAAACUGAAGCGCUGUCUGGCGGUGGCGAAGGCACAGCAAAGUUCCAAAGGCCUAAAUCAGCUCGAAUGGCCCAAGCAGCUCUAUCUGGGUCAGCACCAGCUCCGUCUCCAGACGCAAUGCAGUUACGAAGGGCCCUCGCUACUAAACUUAAGACCGAAGUGGUGGAAAGCAGCCAUUAA
Molecule: messenger RNA, 993 nt
Organism: Pieris macdunnoughi
Lineage: Eukaryota; Metazoa; Arthropoda; Insecta; Lepidoptera; Pieridae
Source: the annotation of a GenBank genome assembly